Messenger RNA from Cucumis melo (muskmelon), 2874 nucleotides. Its product is annotated as linoleate 13S-lipoxygenase 2-1, chloroplastic-like. NCBI's taxonomy places the organism in Eukaryota, Viridiplantae, Streptophyta, Magnoliopsida, Cucurbitales, Cucurbitaceae. Gene Ontology annotation, molecular function: metal ion binding; protein binding; oxidoreductase activity, acting on single donors with incorporation of molecular oxygen, incorporation of two atoms of oxygen. The record is from RefSeq and is marked provisional. Gene Ontology annotation, biological process: lipid oxidation.
UGGAGAGGAGAGGAAAUUAAGUAUCGUUGUAAGUAGAUUAAAGAAAAAUGCUGAAGUCUCAUCAUGUGUCUUCCAAUUCCAGUUUAGAGGCUGCAGUGUUUGUAAACCCAAAGCUAUUUCUUUUGAGUAAUGCAAAGACGACUUUGCUUCCAGUAAGAUGGGAGGGUGGGAGACAAAAUGCAAAGUCUCAUCGUCUACGCUUGGCCGGGCGGCCUGCCACCGUAAUCAAAGCCAGUUCCGUUGCCAGUUCAACGGAGAAGGCGGUUGCGGUUAAAGCUUUCGUGACAGUAAAAAGAGUUUUAGGGACUGGGUUGUAUUUGGAACGAGGGCUUGAUGAAAUUGCUGAUCUUUUUGGUAAAUCGAUUAUUUUGGAGCUCGUCAGUGCUGAGGUUGAUCCUGUAACGGGAUUGGAGAAGGCGACAAUAAGGAAAUAUGCUCAUAAAGAGGAUACGGAACGUGAUGAGAUUAUCUACGAAGCAGAUUUUGAAAUUCCUCCAGAUUUUGGUUCAAUUGGAGCCAUUUUCGUUGAGAAUGAACAUCACAAAGAGAUUUUUCUCAAGGAUGUUGUCAUCGAAGGCCUCCCUUCUGGCCCUCUAAACUUCGUCUGCUCUUCUUGGGUUAAUGAGAAGGAUCAUCCCGACAGCAAGAGAAUCUUCUUCACCACUAAGUCAUAUUUGCCAUCCAACACUCCUGAGGGCCUAAAAAGACUUAGAGAAGAAGAGCUCAAAGCUUUGCAAGGGGAUGGCGUUGGCCAGCGUGAGGUCCACGAAAGGAUAUAUGACUAUGAUGUCUACAAUGAUCUAGGCGAUCCCGAUAAAAAUCUCAAACUCAAAAGACCUGUACUUGGUGGAAAACAAUUUCCUUAUCCUCGUCGAUGUAGAACCGGACGCCCACGUUCUAAGGAAGAUCCUUUAUCUGAAUCAAGAAGUUCAGACAAUUAUGUGCCACGAGAUGAAGCAUUCUCACCCGUGAAACAAGCAACUUUUAGUGUGAAGACACUGAACUCGUUGCUAAAGGGGCUAAUACCGGCUUUGGAGUCGGUUUCUACUGACACUGAUAUAUGUUUCCCACAUUUCCCUGCAAUAGAUGAUCUUUAUGAUAAUGGAGUUCCAUUGCCUGCUGCCAAAGGCGGUUGGAAGCAGAUCGCUACUGCCCUUCCAAGGCUUAUUGACUCUGUUGUUGAUAGGGCUGAGGAUUUCUUGCGUUUUGUUCCUCCUGAAACAUUUGAUAAGGACAAAUUCUUUUGGUUUAGAGAUGAGGAAUUUGCUAGACAGACACUUGCAGGUCUCAACCCGUACAGCAUAAGGCUUGUUACGGAAUGGCCAUUGAAGAGUAAGCUUGACCCUGCUGUUUAUGGUGAUCCUACAUCAAAAAUCACUAAUGAAAUAGUGGAGCAACAAAUCAAAGGUUUCAUGACUCUGGAUGAGGCUUUGAAAAACAAGAAGCUAUUUAUACUAGAUUACCAUGACCUCUUCCUACCAUAUGUAGCCAAAGUACGAAAACUUAAAGGCACCACAUUGUAUGGUUCAAGGACAUUGUUCUUCUUACACAAUGAUAGCACUCUAAGACCGUUGGCUAUUGAGCUCACUAGGCCACCCAUUGAUGGCAAACCACAAUGGAAAGAAGUUUUCACACCCUUUUGGGAUGCCACUCGUAUCUGGCUUUGGAGGAUUGCCAAAGCUCAUGUUUUAGCCCAUGACUCUGGUUAUCACCAACUUGUUAGUCAUUGGCUUAGAACUCAUUGUUGUGUAGAACCUUACAUAAUUGCAUCAAACAGACAACUGAGUGCAAUGCAUCCAAUCUAUAGACUUUUGCAUCCUCAUUUUCGAUACACCAUGGAGAUCAAUGCACUUGCCCGUCAAUCUCUCAUCAAUGCAGAUGGGAUCAUUGAGAGUUGUUUUUCCCCUGGAAAAUACUCAGUAGAAUUUAGUUCUGUUGCUUACAAAGCUCAAUGGCAGUUCAACUUAGAAGCUUUGCCUGCUGACUUAAUUAACAGGGGGUUGGCCGUUGAGGACCCAAAUGCACCACAUGGACUGAAGCUUGCUAUUGAAGACUACCCUUUUGCCAACGAUGGCCUGAUCCUUUGGGAUGCCAUCAAAGAAUGGGCAACGGAAUAUGUCAAUUACUAUUAUCCAGAUCCAAGUCUUGUUAAGGCAGAUGAGGAACUUCAAGCAUGGUGGAAUGAGAUUCGAACUGAAGGUCAUGCAGAUAAGAAGGAUGAACCAUGGUGGCCAGUUCUCAACACUCCUGAAGACCUUAUCAAUAUUGUCACCACCAUCAUGUGGGUACCUUCAGGGCAUCAUGCAGCAGUGAACUUUGGCCAAUACUCUUUUGCUGGAUAUUUCCCAAAUCGACCUAGUAUUGCUAGAAUCAAUGUUCCCCUGGAAGAUGUAAAUGAAGAGAAGUGGGAAAAAUUUAUUAAUAAGCCAGAGCAUGUCCUUUUAGAGACAUUUCCUACACAGCUUCAAGCGACGAAAGUCACGGCGGUUUUGAACAUAUUGUCAAGUCAUUCUCCAGAUGAAGAGUAUAUGGGAAAAGAUAUUGAAGCAGCAUGGGCUGAUGAGCCUUUUAUAAAGGGGGCAUUUGAGAAGUUCAGUGGAAAAUUGAAGGAACUAGAAGGGAUAAUUGAUGAAAGGAAUGCUGACCGAAAUCUAAAGAACAGACAUGGAGCUGGAGUUGCGCCUUAUAGACUUUUGAAGCCUGAAUCAGGGCCUGGAGUGACAGGACAAGGAGUUCCUUACAGUAUUUCUAUUUAGAACCCAUGGCAUAUUUGUUUUGAUAUGGGUUCAAUAACAAUCUCACUUAAUUAUGGUUUAAAUAAAGAGGUCAUAAGAGUUGCAAGAAUGUUGAAUGUGUCCAAACCACUCAGAAACA